AAACAGCACAGCAGCUCGAGCAACGAAACACAGCGCAGCGAAGCGAAAGGGAAGGGAGGGUGAGGAGCGGCGGAAAGCAGCGGAACCCCAGCCCAAUCCAGCCCAUCCCAGCCCAGCACGCGUCAGCACGGUCACGGGGACUGCUGCGGUCAGUGAACGCGGCGCUGCAAGAACAAUCUCUCCAGCAGCGGGUAACGGGCUGCGGGGCGACUCGCUCGUGCGCGCGCGCGGGGGGCACUAACUAACUCACGCUUACGGCAGCUAAUAACUUGUCUAAAAGCAGAACCGCGAGCAGAAGGAGUAAAGGGGCACCUGUGGCGGGCGAGGAGCUCACACCGCGUGCAGAGGAGCAGCCGCGGGCUCGGCGGAGGCUCGUGCCUCGCGGUCAGACGCGGAGCAGAAGUUGCUAGUUUUUUGUUGUUUUGUUUUUGUAGCUCUGCAGAGAAAGAGAGAGCGCGUGCGGGAGGAAGAGCGGAGGGGGGCUGCAGGAAUGUCCCAGAAGGAGAGACCCACUUUCUAUCGGCAGGAGCUCAAUAAGACCAUAUGGGAGGUUCCGGAGAGGUACCAGAACCUCUCCCCGGUGGGCUCGGGGGCUUAUGGGUCGGUGUGCUCGGCGUAUGACAUCCAAUCAGGGCUGAAGAUCGCUGUGAAGAAACUGUCCCGACCUUUCCAGUCCAUCAUCCACGCCAAGCGCACUUACCGAGAGCUCCGGCUGCUUAAACACAUGAAGCACGAGAAUGUGAUUGGCCUGCUGGAUGUUUUCACACCUGCCACCAACCUGGAGGAAUUUAAUGACGUGUACCUGGUGACUCACCUGAUGGGCGCUGACCUCAACAACAUCGUCAAAUGCCAGAAGCUGACGGACGACCAUGUGCAGUUCCUCAUCUAUCAGAUUUUACGGGGCCUGAAGUACAUCCACUCAGCGGACAUCAUCCACAGAGACCUAAAGCCUAGCAACCUGGCAGUAAAUGAAGACUGUGAACUGAAGAUUCUGGACUUUGGGCUGGCGAGGCACACAGACGACGAGAUGACGGGCUACGUCGCAACGCGGUGGUACCGUGCCCCAGAGAUCAUGCUGAACUGGAUGCACUACAACAUGACGGUGGAUAUCUGGUCCGUCGGCUGCAUUAUGGCAGAGCUUCUCACUGGACGGACACUCUUCCCUGGCACUGACCAUAUUGAUCAGUUGAAGCUUAUCAUGCUGCUCGUCGGAACCCCAGGGCCCGAGCUCUUGAUGAAAAUAUCUUCAGAGUCUGCCAGAAACUACAUCAAUUCCUUGCCACAUAUGCCAAAGAGGAACUUUGCUGAUGUAUUCAUUGGUGCAAACCCAUUAGCUGUAGACCUCCUAGAGAAGAUGCUGGUUCUGGACACAGAUAAGCGGAUCACAGCCUCGGAAGCCCUGGCCCACCCGUACUUUGCGCAGUACCAUGAUCCUGAUGAUGAACCAGAGGCCGAUCCAUAUGACCAGAGCUUUGAGAGCCGGGAGCUGGAUAUCGAAGAGUGGAAAAGGCUGACCUAUGAGGAGGUGCUUAGCUUUGAGCCACCGGUGUUUGAUGGAGAUGAGAUGGAGUCCUGAGGAGCUGCUGCUCAUCCCUUCCUGUUGUAGAACGACUGCAGGGUUCAUCACCUCACGGACCCGCUCGUCUACGCAGGAUAAACGCACGCAAUGUGACGUUAAAGGAACAGAUUGCCCAAAAAAUGCCUUGUUCGCUAAAUCCUGAUUGAAAGAUAACAGCCGCUGGUUAGCAAUGCAUAGCAUUAGCUAGCUAGCAUUCAUUGAUUGUUAAUCUUGCUGUGUAUUUUUUUGGUCAGACUGUUCCUUUAAAGUGCCUGUGCCAUCUUUCAGUACUGGCUUCCUGAAGUUCAGAGACUUAUAUCUCCCCUCACACAUGUGCUGUGCUAUUUGUGAAUGGAGGAAAAAGAAAACAUAUUUACACACACAGACGUGCAUACACACGUGCGUACAUGGACUGGCCACUUCAUUUAAACCACCCCCUUUUUACACUCUCUAUUUUUUUCAGCUUCAGUGUGCAUAUAGGAGUACAUUGUAGUUUUACAGACUGUAGUCUUUUUACCCUGUUCAUCAAUAGUCAGGACCCCACAGGACCACCACAGACCAGGUGUUUGGUUUGGGCGGUGGGUCAUUUAUUUCACUGCAGUGAUUGGUGUGUGUUAUGCUAGUAUGAUUUGGGGUGUUUAAAAACUCCAACAGCACGGCUGCAUGAGAUCCAGUGUCCCUGCUGGACUGCGAAUAGUCCACCAACCAAAAACAAAUCGAGCUUGUGGGAACUUAUAAAAAACUAAAGGAUAACCAAGCCCUUUUCUCUGACUUUACUUUAUCUACAAUGUGAACCAUCUAGGUAGGAGUGUCUAAUAGAGUGGACAUUGACAGGACACUCCAGCAACACUGUCGUGUCGGCUCCACUCAAUUGUACCAGCACAACACACACUAUUAACACACCAUCACCACGUCAGUGUUACUGCAGUGCUAAAAACAACCAACCACUCAAAUAAUUAAUAGCUGCUCUGUGGGGUCCUGACCAAUAAAGAACAUGGAGUGAAACAGAUGGAUGAUUGUACUCUGUAAUCAUAGAAUUACAUAUAUACAGCUCUGGGAAAAAAAUAGACCACUUCAGAUUCUAAAUCAGUUUCUCUGAUUUUGCUAUUUAUAUGAGUAAAAUGAACAUUGCUGUUUUAUUCUAUAAACUACGGACAACAUUUCUCCCAAAUUUCAAAUAUUGUCAUUUAGAGUAUUUAUUUGCAGAAAAUGCAAAAUAGCUGAAAUAACAAAAAAGAUGCAGAGCUCUCAGACCUCAAAUAAUGCAAAAAAAAAAAACAAGUUAAUAUUCAUAAAGUUUUAGAAGCAUCUUGGCAUGUUCUCCUCCACCAGUCUUACACACUGCUUUUGGAUAACUUUAUGCCUUUACUCCUGGUGCAAAAAUUCAAGCAGUUCAGCUUGGUUUGAUGGCUUGUGAUCAUCCAUCUUUCUCUUGAUUAUAUUCCAGAGGUUUUCAGUUUCGGUAAAAGAUAAAACAUCAUAAUUAAGUGGUCUCCUAUUUUUUUUCCAGAGCUGUAUAUUUCAUCUAUUCUUUUAGUGUAGCUGACAAAAAUGUGUACAAACACAGCGGUGGUUCUAAUGAAAUGGCCAGUCUGAGUAUAGGCCCACCUCCACUAUGAUGUUGAGAUGGAAGCAGAGAAUGUAGAGUAUUAUUUAGUAUAAUUUUUUUCUUUCUCUAUUUCUCUUGCUGUUUUUUUUUGUUCUUUUAUAUAUAUAUAUAUAUAUAUAUAUUUACAUAUGUAUUUAAAUCUUGUGGGGACGGCGGGGGCAAUCAUAUCUUAAGUCUACCAGUAUCAAAACGUCUGGCCUGUAGUUUUAUUGCUUAUUGCUUCCCAGAGCAGCUCUACCUAUGAACCUAUCACUGCUUUUAGCCUGUACAGUUAUACAACGUUCUUAAAUUACAGACAUAUUAGAUGUGUUUUUAGUGAUGUAAAUAAAAUGAUACACAUGUAAAUAAAUAAUAUUGUGCAGCAACUCUGAAUGUGGGUGCUCUGAAUGUGGGUGCCUGAACUGCGGAGCUAAUCAAUCAGAAAGAAUGUAUGUAUUGUUAUUCUGGAGUGGGCGGAGCUUAGGUCCACCUGUCUUUCAGCUCUGUGCUUCCUCUUGUAUCUCCCAAUCAAAUCAAGUGUUUUACACGGAUAAAUAAAAAGGUGCUUCAAAUGAUUCUUUGUAGGCAAUGUUUGAGUGGCUUGUCAGAUUGCUUGGACAAAUCUAACCAGAUGCCACCGGUCACGAUCAUUACCAUGUACUGCUCUGUCUACUGCUGGUGGUAAUUAAUGCUUUCUAAAGCCCUAUCCGGACGGGAUUCGUUUCUCAGGGGGACUGUGAAAAAUAUUUCACACUUCUAUUCGUGUGAAAUAUUUUAUCUAGUGAUAAAACUCUUGCAUCUGGACUGCAAUUGAAAAAACAGGAUGACCAGUGAGAUUUUUUGCUUUCUCAGCCACGUGACAUCACAUUCAGUAGCUCCUCCAUUUCCAUUCGCUGUUGGGUUUACAUAGAUCUCCAUGGAAAUGCACACCCAGAGUAUAGAUACGGUGUGUGGCAGUGGACAAAUAUCUAUUUUAAUUAACACAAGGUGAUGAAACUCAAAAAAUGUGCGUAUAAACGGGACUAAAAUUACUGGAGGACCACAAAGUUCAGCGAAAUACAGUAGGUAAUUCAGCCUAAGAAAACACAUACAUGGUCGUUCUGGACAGGAAUAAAAUCACAGAGGACCCCCCCAUAAAAGAGAAAAUUAGCCCAGGACCCCCUGAGAAACUAAUCCCAUUCGGAUAGUGAUUAUAAUGUAUUCCUGGUACACACGUGAUCUUGAUCUGUGAAUCAAAGUAUGUUAAAUGCCCACAUAUCAAAUCUUUGGAAUUGAAAUCUAUUAUCCAUCUUGCACUUAUUAUCUGGCUUCGCUUAGAAAAUCGGACAAUAAUUCAUAUAGCCUUGCCAUGAGCACGCUGGCCAGUGUUCAACCUCACUCACAAGAUAACACCUCACAACUUAUACAAGUAUGGGCAUUCCCAACCUUUUGAUGUUGGGCAUGUCCCGUGUUGCUGAAAGAACCCUUUGAAGCACCUUCAUUUUCAAGAAUUAAGACCCACGUUUCUUCCAGUUUUUGGAAAAUGCAUAGAAGUAAUUACUAUAAUUACCACAGUAGCGUUACGCUAUAUAUACAUUAAAUAUACAAGCAAACAGGCAAUGGCUAAUGUGAUGGAGUGUAUUCUUUACUUAAUGGUGAUGAAAUGCUCAUUUCUACAUAAUUCUGUUGAACAUGGCUUAUGGUCUAAAUGUAUCCUCUUGUGUUUGUUCUGAUUCUGGUUGCAUCUUAGAGUAAAAGCUGACCCCCUGCCUUACAGCCUGGCUUGGCUACCACUCCUUAAUAGGUCCAAGCACUGUGAGUGCUGGAACCUUGAAGUUUUAGUUGUUGUUUUUUUUUUUGCUUUGUUUCGUUUUUGCCGUGUCUUAAGUUAUUAUUUAUAGAAAUUUCUGGAUUUAAAUAGACAUCAUUUCUCAAAUGGAGGGAUUGACCAGAUUUGGUAUUUGUGGUAUAUGUGAGUCUUUGGAGAGUUAACGAAAAAUACUUCUGUAUUUUUAAUUGUCUUUCUUUAUCCGGCUAAUUUCUAUUUUAUAUUUAUUUAUUUUUGGACGGUGCUCAUCAAGAGUGAUAUUCAAACCAUUUUACAUGUGUACAUGAAUGAAGUGUUACAGCUCAUUUAUACUCUCAAAAAAAAAACUAUGUAAGCAUCACUGCCUGCAUAUUACUUUGUGUCCUUUAUGUUGGCUUGAAUGUUAAGCAACACAUCCACUAGGGGGCAGUUCAGAGUCGAAUGUUCCUACAGUAACAAACAUUGCAAUGGGGGAGGAGGCAAAAUCAUUCAAUAAAUAAAUGCAUUUUAAAAUUAAAACUUUUGCACCAACAUUUUAUUUUCUUUUUUCAUUGUGCCCAAAUGGUAGAAGUUGGGUUUUACUUAAACUAUUGGCUACAAGGCCCCAUUUCCUACAGUAACUAAUUUUACAAAAUAAAUAAAAUAAAUUAAUAAAAUAAAGAGGAUGGACACAAAAUUCAGAUUUGUAUCUGUAUUUAACAUUGAUCUUAAAUUGGCUUUUAAGUCUUGUCCAAGGCAUCUGGUUAGUGAUGGUGUGUUGUGCCUGCCCAAGGAAUUAAUCUGCUAUAGGAAAGAACAGAUUCUAGUAAUUAUUGAUUAUUUCAUCAAAUGUGAAAAUAACAGGGAAAAAUAAAUAUUCAAUACAUGCUUUCAAAUUACAUGAGUACACAUUUUAAGUCACUAUUCUUUGACUGUACUUCAAAGGAAAAAUGUCCUUUGUGGUCAAUUGUUAUGCUAGGUUAGGCAGAAAACCUUCCCCUUAGCUGCCAUAUCUACUGUAGAUCCAUUUCAGUGAGAUAAUCCAUCUUUCAUCCAGAUGUUUAUAACUACCCCCCUCCUCUACAUCUGCCCCUGCUCUCCAUUUUGCUGGUCUAAAGAAAAGAGGAAAUGCAUUGGUUCUGCUGGAGAACGAAAGCCUGACUGUCUGUAUCUGUGCCAAAAAAAACAAGUGUAACCCCAACCGUGUUUGUUUCCUACCUAGGCCCAAUCCAAGAUUGAUCUUUAUUAUUUUUUGGAAACGCAGUAAACCAUGCCAGCAUCUAAGUUAUUAUUGUUUUAGUUAUACUGUUCAUGAUUUGCUUUAGAUUGAUUUCCAUUAUUUGAUCUUUUUUUUUCUUUUCUUUUCAGCAACACUUUUUCUUCUGUUCUGAGCAUGAUUUUGUAUGUGUGAGGGAGUGUAUGCCUGUUCGUUUACAGCUUUGUGAGAAAAUCACAAAACUCCAUUUCAGUGACAGGAUUUCCAUAACAAUUUGGCCACAGAAUCUACCUUGUGUGAUCCUUUCUGUCUGUUAUAUUUUAAAUUAAAUUAAAUUAUUAUUAUUUUUGCAUGUAAUGCAUUUAUCAUACAAAACGAACUAAGUCCAGAUCACAUGCUCGUAUGGGGUCUUUAUUGACAGACUACCAUGAACCAAAAGGUUUUUUUUUUCCAUGGGUUUCAUUUUGGCCCCACAUUUAGAUGCCCAUCACUGUUAAACCUUAAUGGCCCACAUGUUUGGUCUCGUAGAUGCAACCCAUGUGAAUUUAUGGUAGCCUUUAAACAUAGGGCCUAAUGGGGAAUCCAAAUGCUUUCCAGUAACAUGUACAACAAACUUGUGUAAACUCAUGUCCAACUGGUACUCACAUAAUCCUGUGUUCCACCCAUGUGAGCCCCAUAUGAGCAUGUAGGCUGGGCAGUCUUUUUGAGCAUGCAAUCAAUUUGGCUCAUUUAUCGGUCAGAGCAGGUGACAACCUGUAAAUAACCACUGGUAGUAAAAUAAAGGCAAUUAUUUUUCAACUAAA
This is a messenger RNA of Astyanax mexicanus (Mexican tetra), 6930 nucleotides long. RefSeq names its product mitogen-activated protein kinase 14b (gene mapk14b). Gene Ontology annotation, biological process: protein phosphorylation; intracellular signal transduction. Bases 491 to 1576 code for a protein of 361 amino acids. NCBI's taxonomy places the organism in Eukaryota, Metazoa, Chordata, Actinopteri, Characiformes, Acestrorhamphidae. Gene Ontology annotation, cellular component: cytoplasm; nucleus. The transcript has 12 exons. The record is from RefSeq and is a predicted model, not a curated record. Gene Ontology annotation, molecular function: MAP kinase activity; ATP binding.